Cataglyphis hispanica is the source of this 3199-nucleotide messenger RNA. RefSeq lists its product as uncharacterized. The transcript is spliced from 4 exons. Lineage: Eukaryota; Metazoa; Arthropoda; Insecta; Hymenoptera; Formicidae. The record is from RefSeq and is a predicted model, not a curated record. Bases 98 to 847 code for a protein of 249 amino acids.
GAUUCAAAAAUAGACAAUAGUAAACAAGUUGUGUAUGUAUAUACAGUGAAUCAUAUAUAUCUCUUGUUUGCAAGAAAUUUUUGUAAGUUUCUCAAUAAUGGAGCUCGAUGAAUUGGAGCAAUCUGCGAAGAGUCUAAACAUGGUGCUCAACAAGUUCCCAAUCGGUGCGAUUUCAUUAAACGAUUUCAAACCAGUCGAGGAGAAGAUCCAGACGGCCAGAGAGUCCCUGAUGCAUUUGAAUGCCAGGUUAUUAAUGCUUCAAGCAAAGUACAAACAAUAUACAGAUGACGGACAAAGACAGCAGGAAGAAGAAUCCACUGGAGUUGCAUUGCAGAAUAUUACAAGUGACACACUGAUAAACGCCAAGGCUAUCAAAUUAUGUCUUCAUAGUAUCACUAUUCUUUCUAUUCUCAGUAAUAAGGAAGGCGAUGUAGAAGACCAAAAUAAACUCUAUUCUUAUAUGAGUAAACUACUUGCUUUCAAUGACAGUAUUAUGACCACUCAAGAGGUCAUUGAGAAAGAAUCUCGACUACAAUUAGACUUGAAAGUAGAAUGCCACAAGGCAUUGUUUGAGUACAAGAAUUUUUUAAAGGAACAGGAACAGAUUCGAAGUGAGAGAUUACAAGAAACAUAUCCUGAAAUUGUAGAGAGAAAAAACAAAAUGGAAAAAACUUUACGAAAAAUAAAUAUAAUGAAGAAACUUAUUAGAAAUUUUAUAGCAUCAAGCAGUCAUAUGCUAGUAGAACAGCCCAUAUUGUUAGAGAUGUUGGAGAAGCACAGAGAACUAAUAAAUGUCGAAACAAUACUCAAAAUUUCCCAAAAUCGUGAAAACAUUGAAGAUGUAUAACAGAGGUAGAGAGAGAAAGAUAUAGAAUGAAAGAAAUCUCAAAGAAAAAAUACGCACAGAAUUCAAUAUGAACUUUUUUUCUCUUUUCAUACUUGCCAAGCGCAAUGGACACAACACAUAUUUACAAGAAUAAGCUUCCACGCAAAUCUCAAUAGUCUCUUUUUCUUUUUCCCCCCCUUUUUUUUUUAAGUUCUAUUGAAGUGUCUUGUCAGACAGUGUUUUGUAUAAGUUACUUGUUAAAUAAAGCUUAAUUAAUAUUGUAUAUAAGUUAAAAAUUAAAUAUAUAGAAUAGUAAUCACAGCAUAUGUAUAUAUAGUAAACUUUUCACUAUAGGGGAGAUGUACAUAUUCAUGUCUUUAAAAACGGUAUAGCCGAGAGAUUUUCCCUUAUAUGAUUAUAUAUAUAUAAUUUAUGUAUUAUACAUAUAUAAUAUUAAACACCGUGUGCGAUAAAAUGCAAAUGUAAGACAACCAAUUUUUCUUUUUUUUUUUUUUUUAUAGUCCGGUAUAUGUAUAUCAUUCAGUCUCGUUGUAUAUAUUUCGUCCACUUUUUAUGUAAACCACUCUCUCCUCUUAUCCACAAUCAUAUGUAUAUGACUAUAUAUAUAUAUAUAUAUACACACAGUUGUCAUACACAUGCGUGUGUGUGUGUAUGUAUGUAUGCGAACACACAUAUAAUUUUCAUAGUAAUGUCAAAACAAUUUAAUCACUAUAUACGUAAAGUGGAUCAAUUCAAGACGACCGAAAAGAAAACGAAUCCAUCUAAAGGAAGCUGCAUUGAAUUUUAUCAGAAGAUGUAAUGUUCGGAUUAUAUACGGAUUUGGAUUUUAUGUUAUCUGGCAAAAUCGAAGGGAAACAAUCUCAUAAAAUGUACGUGAUACUAUUUCUAUAAAAAAAAUUUAUACAAAUAAAACGUAAUUUCCAGGGUUGAGAGCAAAUUAUUUUUUUUAGUAACUAUAAUGGUAACGGCCUUACAAAUUUUAUUUCUAAUAGAAAAUGUAACUAUUAUAACGAAAAUAUAUAAUGAAUUUAAUAGAUACAUAUAUUACCUUUUUGAAUCUAUUGAAGAUAUUUUCAUAUAAAUAAUGAUCAAGAGUGUUGAAACGCAACAUUAUAUAAAAACUGUUGGACAUUUACAGUAUUUAAAAGUUUUUUUUAUUCAAACUUAAUUAUCAAAAUUAGUUUAUAUCAAUCAAAAUUUAUAUUUUAUUUCAAUCAAGUAAACGAUAUCAUUAUUAAAAUUAUAUCACUUGUGUUAUAUAUUUUAAUAUAAAAUAUUAUAAAUUUUUAAAUAUGUAAAUUUAAUCUUGCAUUAGCAUUUAAAAAAAUAAUGGAAAUUGUAACGACUCAUUGCGAUUUAAGUAAUGAUAACGAUGAGUUAUUUUUCAAAAAAAGAAGUCUCAAUCCUGGUAAUUUCGUUCUUAUUUCAUUAGCUUCUUCCUAAAGAACACAUCCAUUUCUCGGCAUUAUUUCGAUUACAUAAUAAUAAAAAAUUAUCACGAUAAAGAUACUAGUCUCACACUGAUAAUAUCGUACUGAAAAAAUUACGUUUGUUAUAAUGUAACUCUAUAUGUAGACACAAAUUGAAGUAAAGAUACGUUUUGUAUUGGACAUUAAUUUUCUAUUUUUUUUGUUUUUGUUUUGUUUUGUUUCCUUAGUUCAAUUUUUCACUCUGUUUCUCCUCGUGUGUUUUUUGCACAUUGCAAAAAUGAUACUUCACAGACGCACGCACGCACGAUCGCUUUAUACCGUCUGAUUUUAUGUUUCUUGUCUCGUAAAAAAAAAUUCGUGUAUUCUAUAAUAAAAUAUUAAAUGCACAUGCACGCAUACACAACACAAGCGUACGAUACCACAAAUGCACGUAAUCUGCUAAUUUUAUGAAAACGGCGAUUUAUUAUGAUUGUUAGCAAUUAUAGCAAUUUUAUUUUUCAACAAUUCGUCCAUUAAAACAAUACGAACAUAUAGUAAGUCAAAAAUGUGUAUGCGUAUAAGCCUCACUAUGCGCGUCAUUUGACUUUCUCCAUACAAGAGACUAUAUAUAGUGCUUAUUAUAACUUAAUCUCAUGUGUUUCAUUGAGACGGUGGUUCUCUCCAACACUCAUAAAUCGACGAUAUCAAAAUACAAUAACUAAACGAUCACAACACACGAGGGAAAACGUUAACCAAUUUCUUUCCUCCAAGUUACACUUUAUAAGAUAUUUUAAUAGUUACGCAGCCUCAUUUCCAUAGAUACGCACGAUCGCGGUAUCGAUAUAUCAAUAUAUCAUCGCCGUUUGUCGACGAGGGGAAUGAAAGACAUGGGGAUACAUCGAUCCUGAUCCACAAUCUAUUCGUAUCAUUUACAAAACAAAAA